Molecule: messenger RNA, 6295 nt
Organism: Aedes albopictus (Asian tiger mosquito)
Lineage: Eukaryota; Metazoa; Arthropoda; Insecta; Diptera; Culicidae
Exons: 3
Coding region: 1-5742 (1913 amino acids)
Biological process (GO): DNA integration
Molecular function (GO): nucleic acid binding
Source: RefSeq, a predicted model, not a curated record
AUGAGCCUAUGUCGGUGCGUCAAUGCCACGGAAGCUGACUUGGCUGAACCGAAGUGGUUUUGCUCCGCGGAUGAGUGUCAACGCCAGAAAAAAGGAACCACAAAAAGGAGCAGCAAGACAUCCAAAAAGGCUUCGGGACAUACGUCGGACUCCGAUAAGACGAGUGUUAAAUCGGACCGCCAAGUUGGACCGCAUCUUUCCCGAAUCAUGCAAACGUUGCAGAAUGAGCAGAAGUCGAAAGAUGAAGAGCUACAAAUGGAACGGAUCAUGAGAGAGAAGCGCAUCGAGAUGGAUCUAGAGUUCAAGAAAAAACGUAUGGCCAUGGAGAAACAGAUGAGGGACAGAGAGAUGGAAUUGGAGAGGGAGUUGCUUGAACAAUCACUCGCACAGGAAAAGGAGCAUUUAGACCGGAUGAAACUGAUGAGACUACAGUAUCGAUCUCAAAUGGAUCAAGUCCAGCAGGAGAUAAAACAGUUGAACACAACGUCCGAAGCUGAUGAAACUCCGAAGGCAGUUGAUCGGAAUCCAGCCUUUCUGGGAGAGAGUUCUCGAGCGAAUUUCGUCAACGCGGAUGCUGCAAAUGUCUCUGUUCGAUCGAACUUGUCAAAGUUUAAGCCACUCGCCCCAAGUAAACAAGGUCAUGAAACCGACAGCGACGAUAGCGAUGAGACGUCUGACAGCGAGUCUUCAGAGGAGGAGUCUGCAGAGGAUGAAUCGGAUUCCGAAGCGGAGAAACCAAGGACGGGACCGUCCAAGGCUCAGCUGGCGGCCAGAAACGGAAUUACGAAAAGGUUACCUAUUUUCACCGGAAAGCCCGAAGAAUGGCCGUUAUUCAUCGGGGCAUUUGAAGCAUCGACGGAAGCAUGUGGUUUCAGCGAAGUCGAAAAUCUUGUCCGCUUGCAAGAGAGCUUAAAAGGGCCGGCUCUAGAAAGCGUGCGUUGCCAACUUCUGUUGUCAAAAUCCGUUCCUCGAGUCAUAAAGAAGUUGCGUCAGAUGUACGGAAGACCGGAGCAGCUGCUCCAAUGCCACUUGGAGCGGAUUCGGAAGUUGGAUUCACCGAAGGCAGAUAAGCUCGCAAGCUACGUUCCGUUUGGCAACGCCGUAAAGCAACUCUGCGAUCACCUCAAGAUGGCCGGACUAAAGGAGCAUCUAGUAAACCCUCUUCUUCUACAAGAUUUGGUAGACAAGCUACCGUCUGGUGACAAACGCGAAUGGGUUCGAUAUAAGAAGAAGAAGAAGUCUGUGACACUGUGUACGCUUUCGAAAUUCCUAUCGAAAAUCGUAGCUGAGGCGUGUGAAGCCAACGUUUCGUUAGAGAUCAAACCAGAUCCAAGGGUUUCUGUGUCGACGAAGGCCACCAAAGGGAUAUCGAAGGGAGCCGUGUUCAACCACAGUUCGUUGGAACCUUCCAAUAAAAGCGACGAUGCAAGACGGUCACAAAAGCCGUGUAUAGUGUGCCAACGCAAUGAUCAUCGUCUGAGAUACUGCGAAGACUUUAAAAAACUGCCUGCGGCCGAUCGCAUCAAGCUAGCGCAGCAAAAAAAGCUUUGCAAGGUAUGCCUCAACGACCACGGGAAUGCUGAGUGUAAAUUCAAGCUACGUUGUAAUGUUGGCGAUUGCCAACAACGCCACAAUCCGCUUCUGCAUCCCCCACAAACGACGUUAGCGAUUAAUGCGCAUGUACGAGUGAACGGUUCAAUUCUUUUCCGUAUGCUACCCGUUAUGCUGCACUGCGGACAAAAGUCUGUGAGCACUCUGGCAUUCCUCGAUGAAGGUGCUUCGGUAACACUGAUUGAGCAACAUUUGGCGGAUAAAAUUGGCGCAAGCGGCGUGAAUCUCCCAUUAACAAUCAACUGGACUUCAGAUAUUUCCAGAACUGAAAGCGACUCGAUCUGCACAAAUUUAUGGAUUUCAUCCCCUGGAAGCAACGAGAAGAAUUUGCUGAAGACGGUGCAGACGGUUCGUGAGUUGCUUCUUCCUGCACAAUCGCUUGAAUCCCCGGAAAUGGCGAAGCGAUAUGCUUUUCUGCGUGACGUGCCUUUCCUUUCCUAUCAAAGUGGGCGCCCAGGACUAUUGAUCGGGCUAAACAAUAUCCACGUCAUUGCACCUAUCGAAACCAAACUAGGUGGACCGGGAGAACCAAUCGCAGUGAAAUCAAAACUAGGCUGGACCGUGUAUGGUCCACAAACGGGAGAAACUAUAAGCGAAGCCUUUGUGGGUCAUCACGCAGUGAGCAACCAAGCAAUUCAUGAUCUCAUAAAAGUGCAUUAUGCCCUCGAAGAAUCGGCGACAGCUGUACUUCAAGAAUCGAAGGAAGAUCGAAGAGCCCGUGACAUCCUGGAACGGACGACGAAGCGCAUAGGAGACCGUUUUGAGACGGGACUUCUAUGGAGAGCUGACGAUAUAGUGUUCCCGAAUAGCUUCCCGAUGGCCCUUCGGCGUUUGGAACAUCUGGAACGACGUUUAGAAAAAACACCUGAAUUGUACGAGAUUGUAAGACAACAAGUGAUCGAAUACCAGAACAAGGGGUACGCGCAUAGAGCAACGGCUGAAGAACUGACCAAAAUGGAUCGUCGCAGGAUGUGGUAUCUGCCCUUGAACGUGGUUCUAAACCCAAAAAAGCCCGGCAAAGUUCGCCUGGUGUGGGAUGCGGCGGCACGCGUCGAUGGCGUUUCUCUAAACUCGCAGCUGCUAAAAGGACCCGACUUGCUGACUGCAUUACCGGAAAUCGUAUGCCGCUUUCGAGAGCGACCGGUUGCCUUUGGUGGAGACAUCAGAGAGAUGUACCACCAAUUGAGGAUACGCGAGGUGGAUAAAUCGGCACAGUUAUUUCUGUUCAGAGCAAACCGUACAGAUGAACCGGCCAUCUACAUAAUGGAUGUUGCCACAUUUGGCGCCACAAGUUCUCCUUGUUCUGCUCAGUUCAUAAAGAACCUGAAUGCUCUCGAAUUCUCCAACGAUUUUCCAAGUGCGGCAGAAGCAAUCAUCAAAAGCCACUAUGUUGAUGAUUAUUUCGACAGCGUGGACUACGUAGAAGAAGCUGUUCAACGAGCGAAGGACGUGGCAUACGUACAUGCAAAAGGAGGAUUCCAAAUCAGAAAUUGGGUGUCCAACUCUGAGGAAGUGCUUCGCAACCUCGGAGAACAGAAAGUCGUGACCAACGUUCGUUUGACGCAGGACAAAAACAUCGAAACCGAACGCAUCCUGGGAAUUGUAUGGAAUCCGACUGAGGACACUUUCUUGUUUUCUGCAAAUCAUCGACCGGAUCUUAAGGCGUUUCUCGAAGGCGACGAAAGACCUACAAAGCGUAUCAUCCUCAGCUGCGUGAUGGGAUUUUUUGACUCCCAAGGUAUGUUUUCUCAUUUCACGGUGCACGGUAAGCUUAUUGUGCAAAACCUAUGGCGACUGGGUUAUGAUUGGGACGAAACAGUGAACGACGAUACUUGGGCAGAUUGGAAGCGAUGGACUGCUCUUUUACCGUGCGUGGAAUCAGUGAGAAUUCCACGGGCGUAUUUCGGUAGUCUACGAUCGGACGAAAUCGAUUCCCUCGAAUUACACGUGUUCACUGACGCUAGUGAACAUGCGUAUGGAACAGUGGCGUACUUCAGAGCAACGGUAAACGGAACCUACAAGUGUGCGUUAGUCAUGUCACGGUCGAAGGUAGCACCACUAAAAAGGCAAUCAAUUCCCCGGCUGGAGCUUUUGGCUGCUGUACUGGGAGCUCGACUAUUGCGCACUGUCGAAUCAAGUCAUACACUGCCUGUUCAUCGACGAUUUCUGUGGACGGAUUCACAAACUGUGUUAAGCUGGAUUCGUUCAGAUCAAUACAAGUAUAAGCAAUUCGUUGCCUUUAGAAUCGGAGAGAUUCAUGAAUUGACCAACUUAGCGGAUUGGCGUUGGGUACCAAGUAAACACAACAUCGCAGACGUUCUGACCAAAUGGGGCCAGGGACCUCCACUCGAAUCAAACGGUCCAUGGUUCACAGGUCCACAGUUUUUGUAUCAGCCUGAAGAGAACUGGCCAAUUCAAAAACUUCCACCGGCCAAUAUCGGCGAAGAAAUGCGAGCUCAUUUGCUGUUCCACGACACAGCUAGCCAUGUGGAACCACUGAUUCACGUUCAAAUGAUGUCACGGUGGACUCACAUCGUCAGAGUGACUUCGUACGUGCUAAGGUUCGCUGCAAAUUGUCGUCGCAAGCAAAAGGGCGAACCGAUCUGGACUACGAAAGCAGUUGGGAAUCAUACGAAGUUGUUAAAAUCACAAUGGUCGCACAUCUGCUGGCCGUUACAACAAGAAGAGUUCCAGAAAGCAGAAACAGUGUUGUGGAAGCAGGCUCAACUUGCUGGUUUCCCGGACGAAGUCUGUACGAUGAAGCGAGCACAGAAAGCGAAUCUAACAUCGGCGAAAAUUGAAAGAGGCAGUCUUCUGUAUAAAUUGACUCCCGUUAUGGACGACAAUGGAGUCAUACGUGUAGGAGGCAGACUGGAAAAGGCGGAAUUCCUGCCGUUUGAUACAAAAUUUCCAAUCAUCCUUCCUAAAGAUGACGUCAUCACAAGCAGAUUGGUUCAACAUUAUCAUGAGCGAUUCGGGCACGCAAACCGCGAAACAGUGUUUAACGAGAUGAGACAACGUUUCUACGUUCCAAAACUGCGCUCCGUUAUUCUGAAAGUGAUGAACAACUGCAUUUGGUGUCGGGUCUACCGAUGCUCCCCCAAAAUUCCGAAGGAGGCACCACUACCUGUUCCACGCGUGACCGCCCACCUGAGACCAUUCAGCUCAGUUGGAGUAGACUAUCUUGGGCCAAUAGAGGUAACAGUUGGGCGAAGGAAGGAGAAAAGAUAUGUUGCUUUAUUCACUUGUCUGGCAAUUAGAGCAGUUCACGUUGAGGUAGUCUACAGCUUAACGACACAGGCAUGCCUAAUGGCAAUUCGGCGUUUUUGUUGUAGAAGAGGCGUCCCAGAAGAGUUUGUAUCCGACAACGCCACGAAUUUUAAGGGUGCUAGCAAGGAGUUGGCAAAAUCCAUCAAUGACGAUUGUGCUGGUCGGGUAAUCAGUUCUAGGACUAAAUGGACCUUCAUUCCUCCCGGAACCCCACACAUGGGAGGGGCCUGGGAAAGAAUGGUCCGAUCGGUCAAAGAAGCGCUAAAAGUUUUUGAUGAUGGCAGAAAAUUGACAGACGAGAUUUUCAGUACGACCUUGGCAGAAGCUGAGGACAUGAUUAACUCUCGCCCGUUAACUUAUAUCCCUCAAGAAUCCGCAGAAAUAGAAGCAAUCUCACCGAAUCAUUUUUUGCGAGGCACAGUACGAGCCGAAGAUAUGGAGGUUGAUCAGGUCGUCGAUUUUGCUGAAACACUUCGAGAUGUCUACAAAAGAUCACAAUAUCUCGCCGAUCAACUAUGGAUUCGCUGGUCAAAGGAGUACUUGCCGUCCAUUAACCAUCGUACAAAAUGGUUCGAGGACAAGGGUUCGAUUCGCGCAGGAGAUCUAGUGUUCGUAGUAGAUGGACGCUUUCGGAAGUCCUGGACUAGAGGAAUCGUCGAAGAGGUGUUUCCGGGAUCUGAUGGACGAAUUCGGCAAGCGAGUGUGAGGACAUCUGGCGGCGUGUUCAAGCGGGCAAUCGCGAACUUGGCAGUAUUGGAGAUUAGAGACGGUAAAUCCGGAACGGCCGGGGGUUCCGCACCGGAGUUACGGCCGGGGGAAUGUGCUGGCACCACUGGCGAGGGACCACGAACCGGUAAUUAACAAGUGAAACUGGUUGACAAUUCACUUUGACGUUUCGAUGAGGUACAUCUGUCAGGAGGAUGAGAUAGCGAAAAUUGAUAGAGAUUGUCGCAAAUACGAGUUUUUCCAAAAUCUUUAUUACAUAUUUCUCUUAAUAAUAGCAUAAAAUUAAAGCUUAUAGAUUGUUUACCAGUGUUGAAUUGGAAUUGAUUUGAUUCUCGUAAGUAAAUUAAUGAUAGUGACAUGCAGAAAGGAUAAAGUUGUUAAUAAAAAAUCUUAUAUCAUUAUCUAGUGUCGCUGGGAAAUAUAGGCUUAAAUCUACUUAAAAUUAUAUAAUUCAUACUUACCCGGCAUAGUGGUUGAAUCUAAAACGAAUCUUAAAGCUAUUGCUACGAGGUAAACGAGACUACGCACCUAUUCCAUCAUCCGCUGCAUGAGGCGAUAGAACUAAACUACUUCUUGUAAGUACAUUGUAAGUCAUUUGCAACAUAAUUCUAAUAAAAUGAAUAUUAGUUUUAGCUUCUACAAAAGCUGCUGGAAAAAAUCUAGUGUUUCUGCCACCGGUCCGAACAGC